AUGGAACGCGGGUCAGCUUCGGAGACCAACUCCGUCAAGACGAGCAUCCCAUCCAAAGCUCCAUCUCUGAGCUCAUGCUCAAAAGAACCCCAUGAUCAAACCCCCAACCCUCCACCGACACCACGACCCGAAAUCGCUCCCAACGGCGAAGUCAUCCUCCUCGUCGGCCCAAACUCCCACCCCAUCCGCGUCCACGCCCUCAUCCUCGUCGAUGCCUCCCCCGUAUUCAAGUGCCUCUUGCAACCCACAUCUUCAACUUACACCGAGUCCGCCGCCGUGCUCUUCGCGACGCCCGACUCACCAGCGCACGUCACUCUCCCGGAAGACGACCCCCAGGCGAUUGAGACGAUAUGCCGCGUGCUGCACAGCCGCAUCGACGACGCCGUGUGCGACUUGUCUGACGACGAGGUGCUGAGGGUGGCUGUUGCGGCGGAUAAAUACGACUGCACCGCAGCGAUGGGCCUUGCGGUGCGGCACUGGUUGAGGGCGGAUAAGUUGGAGGCGAUCAAGAACGCGGCGAGGGAUGGGUGUAUCGGGUUCCGAAGGGGCGAUAUGUUGUUGGCUGCGUAUUGGUUCAAAUGCGAGGCGGUGUUUGAGGAGCUCACGAGGUUGUUGGUCGUGAGUACGGUGGGAGGGUUUGAGGGGCUGGUUGAUGGGCGGGAUGGCCCUGAGGAGGUUCUUGCUUGGAGACUUGCGUACGCCCUCGAAAGACAUAGGAACAACCUUCGCCUCUCCCUUUGGACCGCCAUCAAUGAACGCAUAUACGAGCCGGUAUCCCUUCCCUGGAACAUCCGCCCACGUCUUCAAUACAAACGCAACUGGUUCGGCUCACGAGGCGGUGGGGAUCUUGCCGUCGGCGUUUGA
This is a messenger RNA of Colletotrichum gloeosporioides, 864 nucleotides long. RefSeq lists its product as uncharacterized. Gene Ontology annotation, molecular function: protein binding. The transcript has 4 exons. NCBI's taxonomy places the organism in Eukaryota, Fungi, Ascomycota, Sordariomycetes, Glomerellales, Glomerellaceae. The coding region runs from base 1 to 864 and encodes 287 amino acids. The record is from RefSeq and is a predicted model, not a curated record.